Messenger RNA from Pieris brassicae (large cabbage white), 962 nucleotides. RefSeq lists its product as uncharacterized. The transcript has 3 exons. The record is from RefSeq and is a predicted model, not a curated record. Lineage: Eukaryota; Metazoa; Arthropoda; Insecta; Lepidoptera; Pieridae. Bases 151 to 831 code for a protein of 226 amino acids.
UGGGUGAAUAAAUAAUAGAAACUUUGUACAAGGGUAAAAAGUAAACACAUCGCGAAGUGAUUAGGGUUCAGAUUAUUGAGUGAUUUUGUACUAUAUUUAAAUAGUUUGGACAGUAAUUAGACGUACUCUUGCUGAAAUAGUUUGUACACGAUGAAAAAGUUUACAUUUCAAGAUUCAAGUGUAUCACGAUUCUCUGGAAGUAUGUUCUUUAAAAUCUAUAAAAAUGCUGACUUCUUAUGUCACAAUAAAAAUGUAGAAACCAUAUUAUCUAAGGGCUAUCAGCUAAGACAAGCAUUGAAAGAUAUCUCUCCGGGUGAAAAAGUUACUAUGCAAGACAUGUGGCUAACUUCAGUAAAAGACAUACCUCUGUUAGUGAUAAAGAGUGGGCCCAAUGUAGUUUUAAAAGACUAUCAAUUUACAGCAAACCGCUUGACUGGUUUAACAGCUGCAUAUGCUUUUGACAAACGCUCACAAUUCCCCCAUUUACAGGCAACUGAAGCUCAGGCACUUGGUUUAAAAUGGGACAAUAAGGGCCCAGUUAUACCUAGACUAUACUUGGCAUCUGUAAGUGGUACUGAACACUUCUAUGAACAGUUUUCUUAUUGGCCUUUAGUAUGUGCAUUGAAAAAGUUGCAGCUUUAUAAAAUAACACUGGACCCUGUAGUCAAAAUGGCAAAGAUCAAAAAUAGAGAUGGCAUUCGUUUAUGCCAGGAUAUGGUGAAACAUUGGGAGGCAACUUGCAGUCUUUGGGCCCAAUUCACUGAGGCAAAGACAGACCUCAAAGAGACUUUCAAAACAUUGCCACAAGAGCUGAAACAAUUGUUAUCUUGAACACUAAUUUAUUUGGUAUUGGAUUUAAAUUGUGAACAUCUUUUGAUUACAUAAUUAUGUAGAUAUGUUAAAGCUUUUGAAUUUUUUAUUGAUUCUAUUGUAUAAUCAUAGCCUAUAACUUUUAUUGUAUA